CAAUACUGUGGUGCCAUCUUGGAUUCAUCUUCAUGUUUGAUUAUAUUUCUAUGAGAAUCCUCCUCUCCCGUCUCUCUGCGUUUAGCUCGAAGCUUUAGCUCAAACCAGCGUGAGCAUGUCUAAAAUGCACCGGCUCAGAGACCUGCUGAACGAGCUGCUGAUUGCGGCUGCGGAGGAGAUCUUUGCGCUGUUUGAAGGGACGAUAGCGGAAUAUGAAGAGGAACUGCGCCGCUCCAAAGAGGAGAACCAGAGGAAACAGGAGAUUUUGGACUCGGUUCUGAGUCCGAGAGUCGUGCUGCACAGAGCGACAUCAGCACAGUCCGUGUCCAGUCUGCCUGAUUUUAUCUCAUAUGAGAUUACACCCUCAUCUACCUCGAGCGUUGAAAUUCCCUCAGUGAAAGUUCUGACUGUCCCUGAUGAGAUUAAAGAGGAGCCAGAGGAACUGAUCGUCAAACAGGAGGAAGAGCAGCUGCAAGUAGCGGAAGUUGCAUCAUUGACCAGUUGGCAAAGGACACAUGGAAUCAGCAAGCAGAUGCCACUGUCAAAGACUGCCCGCUACAGGGAGCGUGUCAAUUCUGACCCUGCAGCAAGAGCAAAGUACCUUGCCAGGAGAAGAGAAAGCUACCAGAGAAAAAAGCAACAAGGAAAGAGUCCUUAUGUUAAAUCAAGUGAGCUGCAAGAAGAAGAGAAAAAGAAGCAGAGAGAGAAAUGGAAGGCUGCAUCCAAGGCUUACAGGAACAGAAAAAAGAUGGCAAACCUGGUAUUAAACCUCACCCGGCCAUCUAUGGACACUAUUUCACCAGCUCUCCUUAGGCCAUGAAUUCACAAGUGAAGUUCACAAGGUUACUGUCAUUUUUAAAAAUAAGAAUGUUGUGUAAAGGAAAAGUGGAAAUAAAAUCUGUUUAUAAAUGUUUUUUUAAAAGACAUCCGUCAAAGUUAACUUAAGCUGUUUGUGAGUUAAAAAAAUUAUGAUAGACAUGUCAUGAAAAUGAAAGCACUGUUAAUGAGAAAAGUAGAAAUGCAAUGGAAAAAAAUGAAAGUUUGUCUUCACUUGCCUUCACUUGUUUAACUGAAAUUAUUAUUAUUUUUAUUAAAUCUGUUUACGAAUAUCAACAAAGGCCACAAAUGUGAAGUUCAUAAGUGUUAUGGUUGUUAAAGUGACUGCAAGUGACAAUGAAAAUUAAAUGUGAGGAAAAAAUGACAAUGUUGUAGAAAUGAAACGGGGAAAAAAAUGAUAAUUUUCAUCUUCACUGGGUAUUAAACUGUAAUAAAUUUGUAUGUAAUUAUACAUUUUUCAUGCAGUUUAUUUGUUACUAAUUUAUUGUUAUUUGUUUGACCAAUAUGAGGUUUUCCCGUCAUUUGGUGUGAUCAUGCGUUAUAUGGUGUGACCAAUAAUAGCAGUAAUUUUCUUAAAACAAAAAUAUGGUAUUUCAAUUCUAUGGCUGAAAUUUUAAUAAUACUCGGGUGAAUGGUAUUCUUUAGGGAUUUUUUUUUAUUUUAUGCAAUUAACAGCAAAAAGUACUAUGUUAAUUAAACGCACGCAGGUGACUCAUUGAACGUCAAAAGAAAAUAUCAAUAUGCAUUAAAAAUCAAAAGAAAUGCCAACAGUUUGUUUCUAUACACUUCAUAUUACUCACAAUUUAGACUAAAAUCCCAAGCAUUUUAGAAAAUAAAACAAUGUUAAGGUUGUUCUUGGUCGCACCACAUGAUUUUUUAAGGACGUAGCUAAGUAAUGUACAUAAAAAAAAAAAAUUAUAAAUGCUUCAUAUUAAUGUAAAAACACAGAUUUAUGCAUACAUGACAUUUGAAAAAGUUCAAUAGAAACUAAUAUUUUUUUAUAUUUAAAAAUGUACCUGUUGAAAAUACUUGCAGAUUUAAAUGAUGGGGUUAGCAGUAGUUUAUCCAGAAUAAGAAAGUAUAUUUUGUUGCUUGUGAAGGAAAUUAUGGUACUUGGAGAACUGCAGCCUUUGUGAUUUUGCUACUUGCGUUCAUUCAAUUUGCAACUUCGAUUAGAUUAACAGUGCAGCGCUAAUUUAAAGCAGACCUAUUGUGCAAAAUCGACUAAUUUUCAAAACCCCAUUUUAUCAACUCCUGCCACUGACAUGAGUCCACUGCUCUACACACACUCACACCCCAAUUUAAUAUUCUUAGUGAUACAAAUAGGAUUCGUCAGCAUUACGCAGUCAUUGUGGUAAAAAUGGAAAAAAAAAAUCUGCAGCUCACUAGUGUGAUGUGCAGCAUCCAUCAGAGGUGCUGAUAGCUGCGCUGCUCCUUGUGAUGACGUUUAGGGCGAUGUCAGCUCAGUUUUCUAAUACAGAAGUCAGCUAACUUGUUUGUUUUAAGAAGCUGUUUUAGAUCCAUAUUUGGACAUUUAAAAUGUCCAAAUUAUAACAAAUUGUUCCACAGGUGUCAAAGAUUAUGACACAAAUAAUGUAGACACAAGCACGAUGUCUUCUUUAAGAAUCGCAGAAGACAUUACUAAAUGUGUUGCUUAAUAUUGCUUUAGUAUGUGUAAAUUUUAUAAUAAAAU
This is a messenger RNA of Boleophthalmus pectinirostris (great blue-spotted mudskipper), 2530 nucleotides long. RefSeq lists its product as uncharacterized. NCBI's taxonomy places the organism in Eukaryota, Metazoa, Chordata, Actinopteri, Gobiiformes, Gobiidae. Bases 116 to 820 code for a protein of 234 amino acids. The record is from RefSeq and is a predicted model, not a curated record. The transcript is spliced from 5 exons.